This is a messenger RNA of Dentiscutata heterogama, 146 nucleotides long. The record is from the annotation of a GenBank genome assembly. Lineage: Eukaryota; Fungi; Glomeromycota; Glomeromycetes; Diversisporales; Gigasporaceae.
AUAAUAUUGCUUACGAUAGCAAGGGUUCCGGAUGUAGUUCUGAAGGGUCCUCUAAGGGCAAGGAUAAGGUGAUUCAAUCCGUAGUUCAUAAUACUAGACAACGUUCUGAACUGUUUAAAAAUGUUAACAGUAAUGAUAAAGUGUAG